Messenger RNA from Podarcis raffonei (Aeolian wall lizard), 1966 nucleotides. RefSeq names its product 5-hydroxytryptamine receptor 6 (gene HTR6). The transcript has 3 exons. Lineage: Eukaryota; Metazoa; Chordata; Lepidosauria; Squamata; Lacertidae. The record is from RefSeq and is a predicted model, not a curated record. Gene Ontology annotation, cellular component: dendrite; membrane. Gene Ontology annotation, molecular function: G protein-coupled serotonin receptor activity; neurotransmitter receptor activity. The coding region runs from base 677 to 1966 and encodes 429 amino acids. Gene Ontology annotation, biological process: G protein-coupled receptor signaling pathway, coupled to cyclic nucleotide second messenger; chemical synaptic transmission.
CUGUUUCGACGCUGCAUUGGGCGAUAGGAGCCUUAACUGCCCAUGAAGGGAAAUAAACUCUGCCACACACACAAGUUGGCAUGUGGUUCUUGAAAACACCAGCUGCACACUCAGUGCUUCCUUCCCUCCCCACACCCAGCCGAAUCUUCGGGGUGAGAAAAUUCACAUCCUUUGUAGCAACGGAGCAGAGCUUUUGCAAGAGAGAGCGAGAGAUAGAUGCAGGAGUGGUGGAGAGGCAUCGGCGGUGCUACCAGCCAGCCGCAUUCACGGCAGUGGGGAGAAGAGAGAGCGUGCCUCCUUUUCGUUUUCUUCCGCACGCCAGGAGAAGAUCUGCAGGGAGCAAAAGUGGGGAGCCGUGGGGGUGGCAGAGAGCGCUUGGAGGAUUGUGGCUUCUGCUGCUCCCCCCUCCGACUUCCCCAGUUCGCCUCUUGAUGGCUCGGAGGCUGCCGACUGAUUGAUGGGGGUCUCCCUCCUCGCGGAGGAAAGCUGUGCAGCUCUGGCUCCCGGCAAAGAGUGGGAGGAAGGAGAGAGGAGGAGGAGAGAAGGAAGGAAAGAGCGAAAAGGGCACCGAAUCCGUUCGCAUCCUCCGAAUGGCGAGCUCUCAGUGAUGAUCACCUAGCGCCGGUGUUCGGCCGAGCCGCAACCCCCCCUUCCGCCACGCUCUCCUGUCUUGUCAAUGGAAGGGGAGCUGGGGGGCAGCAAUGCCAGCGCGGCCGGUGGGGAAUAUUCCGCGCCGAGCGGCAGCGCUUGGACGGUUGCCUUCCUCGCCUUCAUCGUCCUCUUGACCAUGCUGGGCAACUUCUCCCUCAUUCUGCUGAUCUUCACCCAGCGGGCGCUCCGCAACACCUCCAAUUACUUCCUGGUGUCUCUCUUCAUGUCCGACCUGAUGGUGGGCUCAGUGGUGAUGCCGCCGGCGCUGCUGAACCAGCACUACGGCCGCUGGGUGCUGGACGGCGCCUUCUGCUCCAUCUGGUUCGCCUUUGACGUGAUGUGCACCAGCGCCUCCAUCCUCAACCUGUGCGUCAUCAGCCUCGACCGCUACCUGCUCAUCAUCUCCCCGCUCAGGUACAAGCUGAGGAUGACGUCCUGCAGGGCUGUGCUGCUCAUCCUGGCCACCUGGACCUUAGCCGCCCUGGUCUCCUUCCUGCCCAUCGAGAUGGGCUGGCACAAGAUGGAGUUCGGCCCGCGUCCCUUCAACGCUACCCUCCAGGCCGAAGAAGAGGGGCAGUGCCGUGUGGCGGUCAGCCUGCCCUACGCCCUCAUUGCCUCGGGUCUGACCUUCUUCCUCCCGUCCGUCGCCAUCCUCUUCACCUACUGCCGCAUCCUGCUCGCUGCUCGGAAGCAGGCGCUGCAGGUGGCCUCUCUUACCAACAACGUGUCCGUUGCAGCCGACGAACCCACGCAACAGGUCCACAGAGUUCACAGCCAAUCGGCUGCCAUGAGCGACACCCGGAAAUUCGCCAACAAGCACAGCAAGAGAGCCCUGAAGGCCAGCCUAACUUUGGGCGUCCUUUUGGGGAUGUUUUUCGUGGCCUGGCUCCCCUUUUUCGUCUGUAACGUGGCCCAGGCAGUCUGCAAGUGCGUGUCGGAGGACUUCUUUGACACCCUGACCUGGCUGGGCUAUUGCAACAGCACCAUGAACCCAAUCAUCUACCCGCUCUUCAUGCGGGACUUCAAGAGGGCCAUGGCAAAGUACCUGCCCUGCUGCCGGGGGGCUUGGGACCGCCGCCCCAGCCCCAUCUCGCUCUCCAUGAGGAACUCAAACAGCGGCCCCCGGCCCGGCACAUCCCUCAAGAAUGUCCUGGCGCUCCCGGGGGACACGGACUCGGCCGACUCCGUCACCCAAGUCCAUGACGACUGCGGUCAGUGCCUGGGGUCCCUCCCAGCCACGGGGGCCGAUUCGGUGACGCUUUUCAACCUGGAGCAGGAGCUCCGUAUCCACCAUCUGAACACCCCCAUGGACUGA